Molecule: messenger RNA, 9947 nt
Organism: Pseudopipra pipra
Lineage: Eukaryota; Metazoa; Chordata; Aves; Passeriformes; Pipridae
Gene: NSD3
Product: nuclear receptor binding SET domain protein 3
Exons: 24
Coding region: 354-4664 (1436 amino acids)
Cellular component (GO): nucleus
Molecular function (GO): histone methyltransferase activity; protein binding
Source: RefSeq, a predicted model, not a curated record
GCCGCCAGCGCCCGCCCUCGGCCGCGACCCGCCGGGCCCCGCCAGCGCCUCCCUCGGCCGCGCCGGGCGCUGGGGGCGGGCGGCCUUCCUUCCCUCCCUCCCUCCCUCUCUCCCUCCCCCCCCGGGGCGGAGCCCGGCGCCAGCGGCGGGGGCGCGGAAAUCGAGGCCGGGGCUCCGCCGCGGCCUUCGCUGGUGCGGCGGGAGGAGGAGGAGGAGGAGGCGGAGGCCCCGCGCCGCCCCCGCCGCCGCCUUUUGUCUGCGCGGGGCCGGGCGGACGCGGCGGGGCCGUGAGAAUGGAAGUGACUGAAGGCCCUAUGAGAAAAAGGGAAAGCUAAGGAUGCUGGAGCAGAACAAUGGAUUUCUCUUUCUCUUUCAUGCAAGGGAUCAUGGGAAACACAAUUCAGCAACCACCUCAACUCAUUGACUCCGCCAACAUCCGCCAAGAGGAGGCCUUUGAUGGCAGCAGUGACAUUGCUGAGGAUGGGGGCCGGACGCCGUACGAGCCGGCGCUGCAGCAAAGCUUCCAGUACCCCACGCCCACGGCGGAGGAGCUGCCCCCCAUCACCAACGGGUACCCCCCGGCCAUGGGCAUGUACGAGCCCCAGGCCAAAUACCAGACGUACGCUCAGUAUCCCAACGGCUCGGCCAACGGCUUUGGGGCAGUCAGGACCUUCAGCCCCCCGGAGUAUUACCCAAUGGAGAACUCUAACGCGAGGCCGCACGAAGCUCUGGAGAAACCUUCCCCUCCCCAGCCGCCGCCGCCGCCCCCCCCCUCGGCUCCACAAGUGGGGAUUCCAAAGAAGACUGGCUCACCAGAGAUCAAACUCAAAAUAACCAAAACUAUCCAGAACGGCAGGGAAUUGUUUGAGUCCUCCCUGUGUGGGGACCUGUUGAACGAGGUGCAGGCGAGGGAGUACGCGAAGGCGAAACACGAGGGGAGGAAAGAGAAAAGGAAAAAAAGUAGCAAGCACGACUCUUCCCGGUCGGAAGAGCGCAAGUCGCACAAAAUUCCAAAAUUAGAACCAGAGGAGCAAAAUAGACCAAAUGAGAGGCUUAGCACGCCCUCAGAGAGACCAAGAGAAGAAGCCGUGCUGGAGGAAGCCCCGGUCCAGCAGCUCUUGCCGUCCCUUCCAACACAAGCCCCCCAUGACGUCAAGUUCCAGGUUGGCGAUCUGGUUUGGUCCAAGGUGGGGACGUACCCGUGGUGGCCUUGCAUGGUGUCAUGUGAUCCCCAGCUUGACGUGCAUACCAAAAUUAAUACAAGAGGUGCCCGGGAAUACCACGUCCAGUUCUUCAGCAACCAGCCGGAGCGGGCCUGGGUGCACGAGAAGCGCGUCCGGGAGUACCAGGGGCACAAACAGUACGAGCAGUUACUGGCUGAGGCUGCCAAGCAAGCCAGCAACCACUCCGAGAAGCAGAAGAUCCGCAAGCCCAGGCCGCAGAGGGAGCGAGCUCAGUGGGACAUUGGCAUUGCCCAUGCUGAGAAGGCACUGAAGAUGACCCGGGAGGAGAGGAUAGAACAGUACACCUUCAUUUACAUAGACCAAGAGCCAGAGGAGGCUUUGGCCAAGGCCAAAAAGACUGCUGCCUCCAAAGCGGAGGCCAAGAAGAACCGGCGGCCGAAGCCGGCGCUGAACACGCAGCCGGAACACGCCAACGUGGCGGCAGGAUCGUCCCCUUCCAGCGCCGAGGCACGGAGACAGGGCCAGAGGAGGCAGUCCAGUGUGGAGGAGGAGGAGGCACCUCCCGUGAAAAUCGCUUGGAAAACAGCUGCCGCUAGGAAAUCCCUCCCAGCUUCAAUAACCAUGCACAACCUGGACCUGCAAAAAUGUAACAUGUCUCCGGUUGUUAAAAUUGAACAGGUUUUUGCCCUUCAGAAUGCUGCUGGGGAUGGAAAGCUCAUCGAUCAGUUUGUUUAUUCCACCAAGGGAGUUGGUAACAAAACAGAAAUAAGCGUCAAAGGACAAGAGAAACUUAAUUCUUCAUCAGCUCAGAGGAGUGAAAAAGCAGCAGUGCAAAAUGCAUCCUCUCCUGAGACAACUUCUGGGUCAGCAGGUUCUGUAGAAAAGAAGCAACAGAGAAGAUCGAUUCGAACCCGCUCAGAGUCUGAGAAAUCCACCGAAGUUGUGCCAAAGAAGAAGAUCAAAAAGGAGCAGGUUGAAACGGUCCCACUGGCAGCAGUGAAGACGGGACUGCAGAAAGGUGCCAGCGAGAUUUCAGACUCCUGUAAGCCCUUGAAGAAGAGGAGUCGUGCCUCCACAGACAUGGAGCUGACCAGCUCUGCCUACAGGGACACGUCUGACUCUGAUUCCAGGGGACUCAAUGAUUUACAGGGCAGUUUUGGGAAGCGCUCGGACAGCCCGUCAGCCACUGCCGACGCCGAUGCCUCGGAUGUACAGUCAGUGGACUCCAGCUUAUCCAGGAGAGGGACUGGCACAAGUAAAAAAGACACUGUUUGUCAGAUCUGCGAGAGCUACGGCGAGUCGCUGCUGGCCUGCGAGGGCGAGUGCUGCAGCGUGUUCCACCUGGAGUGCCUCGGCCUGAAGGCUGUGCCCGAGGAGAAGUUCAUCUGCGCCGAGUGUAAGAACGGAGAACACACGUGCUUUUCCUGCAAGCUCCCUGGCAAGGAUGUGAAGCGCUGCUCCGUCAGCACCUGCGGGAAGUUCUACCACGAGUCCUGUGUCCGCAAGUUUGCCACGGCCCUGUUCGAGUCCCGGGGCUUCCGGUGCCCACAGCACUGCUGCACUGCCUGCUCCAUGGACAAGGACAUGCACAAAGCCAGCAAAGGUCGCAUGGCGAGGUGUUUGCGGUGCCCCGUGGCCUAUCACUCGGGAGACGGCUGCAUCGCCGCCGGGAGCUUGUUUGUGUCAUCCCACAUCCUCAUCUGUAGUAACCAUUCCAAAAGGACUCACUCCUCAUCAGCUGUAAAUGUAGGCUUUUGUUUCGUUUGUGCAAGAGGGCUGGUAGUGCAGGACCAUUCAGACCCCCUGUUCAGUUCCUAUGCCUAUAAGUCCCACUACCUACUGAAUGAGUCAAAUCGUGCUGAGUUGAUGAAAUUACCUAUGAUUCCUCCUCCUUCGUCAGCUUCCAAAAAGAAAUGUGAGAAAGGUGGCAAACUGUUGUGCUGUGAGUCCUGCCCAGCUUCCUUCCACCCCGAGUGUCUCAGCAUAGAAAUGCCUGAGGGAUGCUGGAAUUGCAAUGACUGUAAAGCUGGGAAGAAGCUGCGGUACAAGCAGAUCGUUUGGGUCAAGCUUGGGAAUUACAGGUGGUGGCCAGCAGAGAUCUGCAAUCCCAGGUCUGUGCCUCUCAACAUACAGGGCCUCAAACAUGAUAUCGGGGACUUCCCAGUAUUUUUCUUUGGUUCACAUGACUACUAUUGGGUACACCAGGGCAGAGUUUUCCCUUAUGUUGAAGGAGAUAAAAGCUUUGCUGAGGGGCAAACUAGUAUUAACAAGACCUUCAAGAAAGCACUUGAAGAAGCAGCAAAGCGCUUCCAGGAGCUGAAAGCACAAAGAGAAAGCAAAGAGGCAUUGGAAAUUGAAAGGAAUUCAAGGAAACCUCCACCCUAUAAACACAUUAAAUCCAACAAGGUGAUAGGGAAGGUUCAGAUCCAGGUGGCCGACCUGUCGGAGAUCCCCCGGUGUAACUGCAAGCCCUCGGACGAGAACCCGUGUGGGCUGGAGUCGGAGUGCCUGAACAGGAUGCUGCAGUACGAGUGCCACCCCCAGGUGUGCCCGGCCGGGGAGCGCUGCCAGAACCAGUGCUUCACCAAGAGGCUCUACCCCGACGCCGAGAUCAUCAAAACCGAGCGCCGCGGCUGGGGCCUCAGGACCAAAAGGAGCAUUAAAAAGGGUGAAUUUGUGAAUGAGUAUGUUGGGGAGCUCAUUGACGAGGAGGAGUGCCGGCUGCGGAUCAAACGUGCCCACGAGAACAGCGUCACCAAUUUUUAUAUGUUAACUGUGACCAAGGACCGAAUAAUAGAUGCUGGCCCAAAGGGGAACUACUCCCGUUUUAUGAACCAUAGUUGUAACCCAAACUGUGAAACACAGAAGUGGACAGUGAAUGGUGACAUUAGAGUUGGACUGUUUGCUCUUUGUGACAUUCCUGCAGGAAUGGAGUUAACGUUCAAUUACAACCUGGAUUGCCUGGGCAAUGGCAGGACCGAGUGUCACUGCGGAGCAGAGAACUGCAGCGGCUUCCUGGGAGUGCGGCCCAAGACAGCGUUUGCAACGGCAAAUGAAGAGAAGGUGAAGAACGCAAAGUUAAAGCAGAAGAAACGGAAAAUAAAAACAGAACAGAAGCAGAUGCACGAAGACAACUGUUUCCAGUGUGGAGAUGGGGGAGAGCUGGUCAUGUGUGAUAAGAAGGACUGUCCCAAAGCGUACCACCUCCUAUGCCUUAACCUGACUCAACCACCUUUUGGAAAGUGGGAAUGUCCAUGGCAUCAGUGCGACGUCUGUAGCAAUCCUGCUGUUUCCUUCUGUGAGUUUUGCCCCCAUUCCUUCUGUAAGGAUCACGAGAAGGGAGCCCUGGUGCCGUCGGCGCUGGACGGCCGCCUCUGCUGCUCCGCACACGACCCCAAAUCUCCCGUGGCACCCGAGUACUGGAGCAAGAUCAAGUGCAAAUUGGAAGCACAGAAUGCUGUGGAAGAGGCAAAGGAGUGAAUUUGGUUAAAGACAAACGCGGGAGGGGAGAAGAGGGGCAGCAGGCGACGAACUGGAGAGACUGCGAUGCCACGCUCAGUCUGUCCUCGGAGCCGUCGCGUGUGAGCUGGGACGGGACCAUUGACCUGAGCGAGCAGAACCAGGCAGUGGUGUUUGGGUUUUAUUGUUUGGUCUUUCUUUUGCCCUUGAAUGUGCUACAGCAGCUCUUACUGUUGGAAACCAGGAACGUCUUGGCCUUCGAAGAAAACCGUAGACCUUUUGACAGUGAAAAGAAUAUUCUGUUUAAAAUAAUGUUCUUUGAGUGUAGAAAGCAAAGCAUAGCAACAUAUUUAUUUAUUUAAUUUUGAAAGGGUGUUGAAGAUCUGGCUUUGAUCAGUCAACGUGUCUUUGAAAACAAAACAGAGAAGCCAAUGUAACUUUUGUGUCUAGUUUAUGGAAAGAGCAAAGUUUCCCCCCUCUGUAACGCUGAGAUGCCAAACAGACAGGUGUGGGUGUCAGACCAGGUGACUCUGAAAUGCCUCUGUUCCAGUACUUAUUGUUAAAGGCAUUGGAGAAGGUAGGUUGUCUCUCGUAUUAACUUAUGAAUAUUAUUGUGAAGCUUUUCCUGUGAGAAAUCAGGUGUGUGACUUCUUGGAAGUGCUUGUAACACAAGGUCUGGCAGUGUUUAAGGAGGGAAGAAGUGGUGGUUCCUUGCUCCAGAGCUGUAAUGGGUGUUUGCAGAUAGGUGAAAAUUCAGAGUUCAGUUGCACAGUGGUCGUUUCUUUCUUUAUCCCGCCCAGUUUGGGAACCAUUCCCAGGCAGGAGAGGCUCCCAGUCUCAGAGCUGGUUAGUCCCGCUGGUGAGUUUGUCAUCUGCCACUGGUACUGAGUGUGAUUCUUCAGUGCUGCCUUCUCAGGCUCCCCGUGGCUUCAGGGAAGACUUGGGCACAUGAGGGACCCGACCCGUGUGCGUGUUGGUUUGGAUUGAACGUUUAGGUUUUAUUUUUUUUUGCUGAGAGGAAUCUUCUAACUUUAAUCUUCGUUGUUAGUGGAGCUGAGGAACAUCUCAGCACUUCCUUGAUGAACAGGGUAUUUUGUGUCUGGGUAAUGGGCCGUAUCCCAGCAGCCAGCUGGAGCCUCAGGAGAUGGUUCUGUCUUGGGUUUCCUCUGUUAAUCAGAGAGACAGACUCCUUCAGCGAGGCUUUGGAAGUGGCUUAGGUCGGUUCCUGCUCCAGAUUUUCUUUAGAAAACCUAUUUUCCUCCAUUUCUUUGUGCAAGGAGCCAUGGGACACUGGUGUCCCCAGGCUGGAGUUAGUUUCGGUGACCCUCUUCCCCCAGCCCAUGAUCUCACCAUGCACUGUGUGUCACCCCUGCCCCGGUGCAGCGAGUGCUUCUGACUUGUGUGCUGAUAAAAGCUGUUCCCUGCCAGCCUUUGCUUGUGGGUAUUGAAAAUAAUCAAGUGUUGCUGGCAUCUGGCUGAAUUCAGCCUUGGAACUAAGAACCUUGCCUCUGGAAAACUGCUUACACAAACCUCUGGGAACAUGGGGAAUUCUCAGAUCGAGGAAAUGGGCUGAAAAAGUCCAUGUGGGAUUUAGAACACGCCUUGCCUCUGCCCAGUGUCCUCCUCAUCCUCGAAUUUAUGUACGGGGGAAAGUUGUUUUUUAUUUUGUGUGUGUGUGCAAUUGUAGAAUGACAGGAUACACUACAGUCCCUGAGCAGCUGCUCUGCCAUGGGCUCAGCUCUGACACCCUUGGGAGGCAGAACCUGUGGGUGUCUGGGGCAGCCCUGGGGCAGCAGCUGCUGGGACCUCUAAAGCACUUCAUGCCUUGGGCUGUGCUCUGGUGAGGGUCUGACACUAACCCUGCUGGAAAGCAGUGCUGGAUUUUGGUAUUUUUUACAAAAAAGGAUUUUAUUUUUCUGAGCAUUUUGUGUGAGAAAUGUCUCUUUUUAAGCUCCUUGCUGAGGAUGUUUAACCUUCCCAGAAAUUCCAAACACGGCUCUUGCUACAGCAUUCGUGGGGCCCGAGGUGUCCACUUUAUAUGAUUUAUUAGGCUUGAUAAAGUUCACUGGUUUUCUCCUGGGAAGUCAGAGCAUUCUGAUGUUGCAGGUAUCAGCUGAUACAUUAUAUAUAUAUUAUAUCUAAAAUAUAUAUAAUAUAUAUAUGAUAUAUUGUUAAUAUCACCCUGCCAUGUGAGGGCACCAACCUGCUCCCUUCAUUCUGUGUCCAUGGGGACUUGCUGAGCAGAAGGAAGUGGUGUGGCAGCACCAGGACACCUCGGGAGUGUUGAACAGGACCAUCAGUGCCCAGCUUGGCCGUGCUGUGGGGCUGUGCUGGAGCACUGAGAGUCACAGGACAGGAGAGGGCCACAGAAGGCUUAAAACUUGUCAAAUGCUGUGACUGAGGCUGCUGCUCCUCCUGUGCCACCCCACUCGAUGUCUUGGUUUGCUUUGUGUUCAAACUUCUUACAGGUGCUUCUUUUUUCCACCAAAAAAAAAAAUGAUUAAUAACAACCAACAGCUGGCCUUGAACUCAGAAGGGGAAACAGGAGAUGGUUUGUGAGGUUGUGCAGUUUGUGAACAAAACACUGAACUGAAGAGAAGGUGAAUCUUUCAAAAGGCUUUAACGUUGUGAGAUGAGAAGAUGCCAAUUCAGAGUAUCUUGGUGACUGGAGGGGCUGUUCUGAGUGCCAGACUCAGAUGUUAAAAUGCAUAUUUUAACCACGGCUUUGCAGACUGAGUAACCAGAAUGCUAUUCCUUAGUGCAGUUCCUUUGUAAGGAGAAGAUUGCACAGCUGUUCUGAUGAAGUGGCUUCAGCAGAGGGGAAGGCAGCUGCUGAAUUAAUUUGUGUGGGCUCCAAAGUAAGGAAUCUUGGAUAGUUUGGUCGCUUCAUGCUGAGGCCUGGAGGAGAUCCACAGAACUGGUGAUUUUGGUGGAGAGCUGCAGCGUGCUGUUCCAGCCUGUCGGUUGUUCCUUCAUGGGAACGCACUGGCACAGUUUUCCCAUAGUUUUGUGUUGAAUUUUUGGGGUGGGCCCCACACUUGUGGUGACCCCCCUGCCUCCAGCUGUGGCACCUGGGCAGUGCCUGAGCUGCUCUGCCCAGGUGAUGGAGUCUGUGCUUUACUGGAGCUUUUCCUCUGCAGCUGCUCCUGAGCACAGCACCAGAUGUCCUGCAGCCCUUGGCCAGAUGAGUCUAGAAGGUAGAAUUCCAUGAUUUUGUGAUUCCAGUGGUGCAGAGGCUGGUUCCAUCACUCCUGAACACACAGUGCAAGCAUUUGCUGUUGUAGCUGUCGGAUUAUUGUGUAGACUUGUCCUGUCUGUAGACUGUUGAAGGCAUUUGCAGCUCAGGAAGGCAAUUUUGUGGGCAAAUCACCUUCUCUGGUCACCACAUGGUCUUGGAGAAUCUGUUCAAAUGGAGUAAUAGGGCUGGAACGUGGAUUUUUGGCCUUUCUUAUAAAAAAACCCCAACUUCUUGUAUCUUAAUUUCAGGAAAGAGUGGGAAAGACACAAUUACUAAACAUAAUUAUCAAUGAGCAUAAAAUCUGUAUAUAUUGAAACUUUACAGAAUUAUGUGGGCGGGGAGGGGGGAGGGUGGGAUGGGGGUGUCCGACGCUGGUACGGAGAAGUCACUUUAACAUGGAAACCUCUGCCUCAUGAAUUCAGGGUUUAAUGUACUUGAAGCUCUGCGGUUCCUUUUACAGCUUUUUUUUUUUUAUUUAUACAUAAUUUUUUGUAUAACUGCAUUGAAAAUGUCCUUGACUUCCCCCCAAGUUCCUUCCUGCUCCCGCUGUGCAGUGGAUCCACGGCAAGGGAGGGUUUGGAAGCUGUCUCGGAGGUGUGUGUUCCCCAGGUGUUGCGUGGGAGACGGCGACCUUGGAGCGAUGCUGUCCCUUUGCUUCCCAUUCCCAUCAGCUUUCCCCGCCGUUUCUCUUUGUGUAGCAAAAACAUUUUGCACUUACAAUACACUCCUACACGCUGGAUGUGUUCCCAGUGUUGUUCUGAGGAAAAACGAAGAAAAGCAAAGCUGUUCCCUGUGAUACUGUAUUCCUGAGUGAGCAGCUCAGGUCCCUGUUCCCCUGGGAGGGGUCUCGUUGUUCCGGAGCGGGAGGUGGGGAGCUGGGACUGGGCUUUGUGUAGGGGAUUUCUGUGAUUAAUGUGAAUCAAAAAGGGAAAAUGUACUAAUUUGCCAAAGCCAUUCACCACUCCCUGUUCCCUGGGGCUGUGCCCUCCCCAUGCCACCACCAGCUCUGGGGGCCAGGCGGCUGCCUGGGGUCCCCUCCGGAGAUCCCAAUGGAGUGGGGUCCCCUCCGGAGAUCCCAACGGAGUGGGGGUCCCUCAGAGGCCCCCACCAAACAGUUCUCACUGGCGUUGGGUCAUAAACAGACUGGAUGACCCCCCACGUUCCCUGUUCCCAGGUGGAGCUGUAUCUCUGUCUGUGUCACUUUUCCAACGAGCCAAUGGUGUUGCCACAGCCCCCGGGGUGAUCACGUCCCGUCUGAGCCAGGGGGUGGGGGGGAUUUGCAUUUGGGGUGCUGUGAGGACCCCAACCCGUUUGUCUCCACGCGAGUGAUGUUGCACAAACACAGAUCCCUGCGGAUCCGCCUCCAUCCCCACGUGCUCUGUAAGAUGGACCUUUGUAGAGUUGUUAUUUCUGUAGACUUUGUUUAUCUGUAACAAACUUUGUAGAUUCUGUGAAAUGUUAUUUUAACGAAAUCACUCGAGUCUUUACUAGCAAAGCAUCGAUAUUCACCGAAGUCGGUCUGGAGGAGUUUUGGACGCUGGCGCAGCCCUGACACUGAGGAGGAGUGUCCGAUCCCACGGGGCAUUACUGUAUCAUGACUUGAUGUUGCCGCAUAGACUUUGAGAUAUCCGAUAUUUUGGGGGGUUUGUGUUGGCCUCUGUCCUCUUGCAUAGUGUGAAGCCUGUAAAGCUGGUUCCCUGUACAUAGAUAGCUCCUGUCCUCUAGGUAGAGCGUAUCGAGACUUGCCUGUAAUAUUUUAGCUUCUUACUGACUGUGUGUGAUGGUAGAACAUAUAAUUUUUGUACAUUCUAUUUACUGAGAUGUUGCCUUUUUUUUUUUUAUUUUAUUUGACAAAUACUCUGGAAUUCAGAUGUGGUUUUUUUGGUUUGUUUUUUUUUUGUUUGUUUCUUUUGUUUGGUUUUGUUUUCGGUUUUUGUUUUGUUUUGUUUUGUUUUUUUUUUUUGCUUUUCCGUGAGGAUUCCUUUGGAAAGGUUUUUAAUGACAUUCCACUGAUCUGAAAAUUUUUGCUUGAGGUUGACUUCAAUAAAUCGUUCUGAAUGUUCCAA